This is a messenger RNA of Thunnus maccoyii (southern bluefin tuna), 1795 nucleotides long. RefSeq names its product kazrin-A-like. Lineage: Eukaryota; Metazoa; Chordata; Actinopteri; Scombriformes; Scombridae. The coding region runs from base 168 to 950 and encodes 260 amino acids. The record is from RefSeq and is a predicted model, not a curated record. The transcript is spliced from 6 exons. Gene Ontology annotation, molecular function: protein binding.
UCCUCCAACAGAUGAAUGACAUGCAGCUUUUUCUAUAUGUGAAUGUUUGUCUGCGUUUUCUCUGCAAUAGUGUGAUGAUUUGUCCUCAUUGAACAGCAAACGUAGCCACGUUAAAGGGUCAGUUCUGCAACCUUUAAGCACUGAAAAAGCUGUCAAAGGCUGCAGAUAUGGAUCACCACUGGGUGGCCAAAGCCUGGUUAAGUGAUGUGGGUUUGCCUCAGUACUCUCAGGCUUUUCACACCCAUUUGGUAGACGGACGCAUGCUGAACUCUCUGACACGUCGCGACCUUGAACGUCACCUCAACGUCACCAAGAAGUUCCACCAGGUCAGCUUGCUGCUGGGCAUCGAACUGCUGCACUUGCUCAAUUUUGACAAGGAGGCACUCCAGGCUCGCCGGAUACAAUGUGAACACCAGAACAUGGAUCCGCUGGUAUGGACCUCUCAUCGGGUCAUCAAAUGGAUCAGAGAUAUUGACCUCAAGGAGUUUGCUGAAAGCCUCUUAAACAGUGGAGUUCAUGGUGCUGUCUUGGUACUUGACCCGACUUUUAACACUGACGCCAUGGCAACAGUGCUGGGGAUCCCCAACAGCAAGCACAUGGUUCGCAGACACCUUAUUGAGGAGAUGAAAAUCCUGAUUUGUCCAGCCAGGACAGACGCCAAACAGGACUUUGAGCGUUUAGGCCUGGGAACACCACCAACAUUGCUUCGCCAGAACUCCCUGGGCAGGCCGCCCAGCUCUACUAGCCGACACACUGAUGACGAGGGCUCACUGAGAAGGAGGGCUGUCAAGCCUCCAACAGGCUUCAGCCCCAAAGCCCGCAGUGGGCGGGACUUGAGUUGCCAUAGCAGCUAUGGCUCCCUUCCUCGGGAAGGUCGAGACCAGACUCCGCCCAGAACCGAGGGGAGCCCGAUCCGCGGUUACACCAGCAUCGAGGUCACCAAUGUGUGAGGUCAUCAGAGACGUCAGCGUCAUCACAGCUACGAUCUACGUCAUGGACAUUUGUCUUCUAUGUGUACCUGAACAUGAGAUGGUUAUGUUUUUGUAAAGAUGAGCCUUUACAGGACAGAUUGCACUUUUUUAAAGGGACAGGUUUCUUUUUUAUAAGUUUCCUGGUUUAAGGAAAACUGUGUCAGAGUCGUUGUGGGCAAGUGGUGUUUUGAUUGUUUUGAGGGCAGUCGUUUCUAUUCCCCAACGCCAGAAUCAUGAGAUGAAGGACUGAAGCUAAAUGAUUAUUUUUCUAUUUCUUUGUGUGAACGGUUCUUUGUGAACCAGGCAGGAUGUGACUUGGGCAGUUUGUUUUUGUUGACUAAGUGACAAGCAGUCUGUUUACCUGAAGGAAAUGAGAUUUUAAAAUAAGAUAGUUUGUAUUAUACAGGGUACUUGAAGACAAAAUGAAAAAAAGUUUCAUAUCAGUGUCAAUUGUUCUUGUUUCAUUCAGUUCUCUUUAAAUUUCUGCUGUUUUCGUGAUGCCUUGCCAAUGUAGCUAAGGACAAUUAACAAAAAAAAAAAAAAGACUUGAAUUGAGUUUUAAAUUCUAGAGUAUAUGUUUGAUAGUCAUUUUUCAUCUUGCACAUUUACACUGUUGUGUCUAAACAAAGGUAGCACCCUCUUCAGAUGUUUUAUACUGUGCAGUGAACAUGGAAAAAGAUUUGGACAAAGCCAACAAAAGAUGACUGCAGAGCUGUACGUCCGUGGAAGCCUGUGGGCUAAAAAGUGUGAGGAUGCAAAUAUGUGAAAUGGUAAGACUGUUCCUUUUAAUGAAAUAAAAGAAAUGAAAUAAAAUCUUAUGAUUA